This is a messenger RNA of Gongylonema pulchrum, 1134 nucleotides long. The record is from the annotation of a GenBank genome assembly. NCBI's taxonomy places the organism in Eukaryota, Metazoa, Nematoda, Chromadorea, Rhabditida, Gongylonematidae.
AUGAUUUUCAGUAAUGAAAUUGAAGCUGUAAAACGAAAACUAAGUAUCCUCACUGCGGAAAGAGAUUCAACAAGAAAGGAGCUGGAGAAAAGUGUUCGAGAAGCGCCUUCCAAGGCAGCACUGGUAGAUCUGCAGAAGAAACUUGAGAAUAGCGAAGCGGAGCGCCUCAAGCAGUCAACCAAAUUUGAGCAACUGCGGCAGAUAGCGCGUCAAUACAAGCACAAAUCGCAGACACUUGAAAAAGAGCUGGAAACAGCGCAGGCUCAGAAAGACGAAAAAUCGGCUGCAGAUGACAGUGCUGCUGAAAUUGCACGACUGAAGCAGGAACUGGUUGCUGCGCAUGCAGAAAUCGAAAAGCAGAAACAACAGAAAACGUUGCCGCGAACAGGCUGGCCGACUGAAGCGAUGACAGGAACCACACAAUCGAAAACAGCGCCACUUCUCCACACGCAGCUGAAACAGGUGGAAGAACUCAACCUUCAGAAUAAGGAUUUGUCAAAUAAGGUGGAGGAGCUGACGAAAAAAUGUGGUGAUUUAGAAGGCAAAUUAAGUGAAUCCGAAAUGAAACUUGUUGAACUAAAACAAGAAAACGACACGAAAGAAGAGCUGCGUUUCCGUCUGAAUUCGAUCACCAGCAUGUUAACUAAAAAAGAACAGGAAGUAGGUCGUUUGACUGAGGAACUGGAGAAUGCCAAGCUUCUGCACAGUGAACUCAUCGAGAAAAUUAGCUCUCUGGAAGCUGCAUUGGAAGAAAGUCGCAAAGAGUUAGCGAACAUUCGUGCUGCUGCUUCUGCUGUUAUUAAACCUGUCAGAAGUUUGCAGAGUAAUGCAGUGAGUCAGUCAUCAUCCGGUGUAGCAAUUCAAGCACGACAGCCCCAGCAUGACGUUAUUUCUGGAAGCGGCGACGGAACGAAUGUUAUUACAAGUAGUGUAGCAAGCGGAGAUGCGGCAGUACCACCACAGCCCAUUGCAUCGCAGAUUCACGCACCGGGCAGCACCUUUUCCAGAAAGCGCGUCUAUGAAGCUUCAAGUGAUCAGUCGUCUUCAGUUGAGGUUGGAUCAGAUGUUCUACAAUCGAGCAAGCGACACCGUGGCAGUCCUAUGGAGCAGGUAUGUUCUUUAUUGCUUAUUUAG